This is a messenger RNA of Mytilus californianus (California mussel), 2630 nucleotides long. Its product is annotated as transmembrane protein 272-like. NCBI's taxonomy places the organism in Eukaryota, Metazoa, Mollusca, Bivalvia, Mytilida, Mytilidae. Bases 815 to 1396 code for a protein of 193 amino acids. The transcript has 6 exons. The record is from RefSeq and is a predicted model, not a curated record.
GACUGAGGUUUUAUUUGCUUCUUUGACAAAAAAAAUCGACAUCUGAUUAAUUUCAGAUACUUACAUGUAUGAUUCAAUCAACGACCUUUUCAGAUAUGUCAUCUUCAUUUCUCAAACUUAUCAUAUACCGUGAAGCUUGAAAUACUGACUUAAAUUUAACAAAGACAAUGACAAAAAAAAAGAAAAUUUAAUAAAAAAAAAAAUACAUAGUUACAUACAUACACACUCAUUCAAGUUUAUAACGAAAAGUACAUUAAACAACGUAUAAUGAGUAUCGUUACAGGAAAAGGACUUUACACUUUAGCAUGACAAUUUAACCUAGCAAAAAAAAAAGAAGAAAUAUAAACAGAAUAGUAAUAAACCAAACCAUUUAGAGGAUGCUUGCAGAUACUUACAGGAAAUCGGGGGUACUCAAAUGAUUGCUAUUGGUUUCUUAGUGACCAAUGUUAAAACGGUCGUCUUAAGGAAUAAAACACAAAAUGUUCAACUGCCACUUGUAGGAAUGUCCUUUCAGAAACUUUGGGGUAUAGCGACAGAGAUGUUGCCAGCGUUAACUUUUUUGGCAUCGAAAAAGUGCCUUCCUCCCAAGACGAGUCUGUGUAUAUCGAUAUAUCUCUGUACAGAAGAAUCUGUAUUUUCCACUUUAAAUACUUCGACACAAAAACACUUUGAGUUAUCCACUUUUAAUACUGUCGAACUCUUAUAUAUAUAUAUCUACUUCUUCAGAAUAGUCGGUGCUUUCCACUUAAUAGGAAGAAAAAUUUGAUGCACAAGUGUCCUUGGAAACAUCUUUUGAUGCGCUUGAAAAUACAACAUGUCUCUCUUAGAUGAAUCGCCACCUCCUUCGUACGAUUCCAUUUACGGAAAACUUAAGGAAGCAAGACAUACUUCAGAUGGGAACGUUAGUUUUGCUAAGAGAGGGUUUACAAUUAUCCUUGGAUCUACGAUCUGUACCAUUCUCCUUGUCCUGUUCCUGUCGAUACCAAUUGCUUGUAUAAUCAUAGGAAGCUUAUAUCUACAUGAUUGUCCAGCACAACGUUUAAUUCCUAUUUACUUAAUAGUAGCUGGUGCUUUCUCUAUUGUCAAAGAUCUGUCUAGUUUGCUACAGAAAAGUAAAGCCAAGAGAACCGAGGAGGAACAAGAAGGGGGUGCACCGACAAAUUUCUUUGAUGGAUUGAUUGGUUGUUUUCUAUUUGCUUGGUUCAUUUGUGGCAACGUAUGGAUAUACAGAACACACAACAAUUUCUCUACUGAUUCUACGAAAGCUGAUUACUGUCAACCAGUACUGUUUUACUUCUCCUUCUGGUUACUGAACGCUACCUACAUUCUCAUAGGAAUCUCCUGUCUAUUGUGUUGCUGUGGCGUCAGUUUCGCUUGCUGUGCAAAGGAUGACUGAUAAAAAGUUACUAACUUUGAUAAUUAUAAUAAUUUUAAGUAGUUCAACUAACAUUUGUUAUAUGAGGGUCUGGAUGGGGAUUACAGAGUAGAGAAUAAUAGGCAAAAGGGGCAGAAUAAAGAGUAAAAUAAAAGUUUCGAGAAAAAUGGACAAAAAAAAAGAAUAGAGAAUAAUGGGCAAAAAAUAUAAAGAAUAGGGAAAUAUGACCUAAAAAAUCUAAGAAUACAGAAAGAUGGACCCCAUUCAUACCCUCUUAUAUGUUGUAAGAUAUUAGUAUUUUUUCAGCUUUCUCAUCUUUUUGGUUUAAAUUCUGUUGCAAAUACUUAAUAUGUAAAUAUUUGAUAUAAAGAAAACAUUCGUAAACUCAAUAGCGAGUUUAGUAGAAUUUUGUUGUUGAUAGGUUUUAACAACAAACAAAAGUUGGAAAUCUUUCUCAAUAUAAUAAUGGUUUCUUUCCUUCAGAUUAUUUUAUUUUUUCUUUUUUUUUUAAAUUAUUCUAAUUUUCUGAAUAUAGUUUUAUAGGUUAAGAUAAUCCUUAGUGUGUUCCUUUACUAGAAAUGGUGAAUAUGGCCAAAUCUUUUUUUACGGAAGUCGAACUGUCUUCGUUUUUAUUUGACAACGAUUUUGGAUGGGAGAUUUUUUUUUUUAAUCUUAAGAUGUCUUUAUUUGUACUUUACAAAUAUCUGUGUAAUCAAAUAUUAAUGUUGUUGGGACUGUUAAUGUGGGUGACCAUUAACAAAAGAAGAUGUGGGUAUAAGUCAAUGAGACCGGAACCCAACAACAGUUUAUCUUUUUUUUAAUAAUUUUAAUUUUAUUCAUAAACGAGAAGAAUGUCAUUGUCUUUUCCUGGAAUUUACAAUGUUCUCCCUUUAUAUUAUAUCAUAUAUGAAAAAAAUGUAUAAAUAUUCUGACAUUUCAUUGUUACCGUUCCAUAUAUUAUAUUUCCAAUGUAAAAUAUUCAUUGUUAAAUGCUUAUAAUAACCUUGAUACCUGGUAGUCACGGUAAAAUAUAGAAACGGGGGAGGGGACAUACAUAGAGAUUUGAUAUGAUCUGCUGCACAUCAUCCAACUUAAAAAGCUAUAAAUUCGUUUGUUUGUUUGUUUGUUUGUUUGUUCGUUCGUUCGUUCGUUGUUCGUUCGUUCGUUUAUUCAUUCAUUUAUUCUUUCGUCUGUGCUAUAGAAUGCUAAGCUAUUAUUACUAACGCUUGUUUGGAACAAUAAAAAGUAAACACGA